Messenger RNA from Egretta garzetta (little egret), 1215 nucleotides. Its product is annotated as transient receptor potential cation channel subfamily V member 5-like. Gene Ontology annotation, cellular component: membrane. Gene Ontology annotation, molecular function: calcium channel activity. Lineage: Eukaryota; Metazoa; Chordata; Aves; Pelecaniformes; Ardeidae. Gene Ontology annotation, biological process: calcium ion import across plasma membrane. The record is from RefSeq and is a predicted model, not a curated record.
AUGGGGCAGGAAGCCCUGGACCAGGUUCCUAAUAACAAGGGACUCACUCCAUCCAAGCUAGCAGGGUUGAAAGGCAAUGCGAUAAGGACUGUGAGUCUGAAGAGGAAUAAAUAUGGAUGUAGCUAUUUCUGUAUCCUGUCUGUGUUCUGUGUGCACUACAUGAACUUCUUCACCAUGUGCUGCAUUUACCAACCUCUGAAACUUCAAGACAACACCAAAACAAAUCAAAGAGGCAAUACUAUAUAUGUACAGAAACUGUUGCAGGAAUCUUAUGUCACUCCUGAGGAUAGCCUCUGGCUGGUCACAGUGACAGGAGCUAUAAUAAUACUGAUCUUGGAGAUAAGAGAGAACAUUCCAAAUAUCUUCAGACUUGGAGCAACCAAAUACUUUGGACAGACCAUCUUGGGAGGGCCUUCCCACAUGGUAAUCAUCACAUAUGCUUGCAUGAUUCUGGUAAUCAUGGUGAUCCAUCUCACCACCAACUCCUUUACCCUGAUGCCAGGAUGGUGCAAUGCCAUGUACUUCGCACGAGGCUUCCAGAUGCUUGGACCCUUUACCAUCAUGAUCCAGAAGUGUGUCAUUGAUAGUGGAAUUGAGUGCACUUUCAGCAAGCUUGCAGAUGACACCAAGCUGAGUGGUGUUGUUGAGAUGCUAGAGGGAAGGGUUGCCAUCCAGAGGGACCUUGAGAGAUUUAAGGAUUGGGUCCAUGUGAACCUUGUCAAGUUCAGCAAGGCCAAGUGCAAGGUCCGGCACCUGGAUUGGGGCAAUCACCAGGAUCAGUACAGACUGGGAGAUGAAUGGCUUGAGGGCAGCCCUGUGAAGGACUUGGGGAUACUGACCCAAGAUCUUGAUGAGUUGAGCCACUUCCACCCCACUUUUAGCACCUUUGAGCUCUUCCUCAGCAUCACUGAUGACCUAUCAACUAUGAAGUGGACCUACCCUUUAUGUAAGGCACAAUUUGUUCAGCCUUUGCUGUUAUUGCUCCUUAUGCUCAACUUGUUCCUUGCCAUGGUGGGUGGCACCCACUGGGGAGUGGCUCAUGAGAAGGAUGAGCUUUGGAGAGCACAGGUAGCAGAACACCAGGAGGAGCAAUUUCCCUUUGAACAGGUCAAAGUUACAAAACAGCAAGCUCUAGAAGACACAAUGAUUUCUGAUGAGCUCAGUGCAGCCCUUUCAGUAACACAAGAGUGGAACAGCUUCACACACAGGGCAUGA